AUGCCCGGAGGAUUUGAGAAGUCAGUAAAAGGGGCCACGAAGCUCAAGCUUGCGGCCCCUAAAUCCAAAUACAUAGAGAAUAUCCUUGUGGCAACUCAUACCGGCGAGGCAGGAGUUGCAGAGGUAUUCCGAACCCUUCAAAUACGACUCCGAGACUCGGCAUGGACCAUUGUUUUCAAGGCACUCAUCGUUCUCCAUCUCAUGAUCCGAGAGGGUCAACUGGAUGCUGCGCUGGGAUACUUGUCCGAUAACCCGAAGAAGAUCGCGCCCAGCAAUUUCUCUGAAGCCCAAUCGCAGGGACAUAAUAUCCGACGUUAUGCCGAAUACCUUAUCACGCGCGCCAAGGCGUUCGAAGCCUCCAAGACGGAUCAUGUGCGCAGUGGACCGGGACGGCUGAAGAGGAUAGGUGUGGAGAAAGGCCUAUUGAGGGAGACUGAAAUUGUACAGAAGCAAAUUCGUGUGUUACUGCGGUGUGAUCUAUUGACGGAUGAGCCGGAGAACGAGAUCAGUUUGACCGCGUUCCGUCUCCUCACACUUGAUCUAUUGACUCUAUAUUCAGUCAUGAAUGAGGGCACGAUCAAUGUUUUGGAACACUACUUUGAGAUGUCGCGGCCGGAUAGUAUACGUGCCCUGGCAAUCUACAAGACGUUUACAAAACAAACGGAAGAAGUGGUCCAGUUCUUGGGAGUGGCAAGACAUUUCCAAUCUGCUACUCGCCUGGAAAUCCCGAAGCUCAAGCAUGCCUCCACAGACCUGGCGCGCCUUCUCGAGGAUGAUCUUAACGAUCCUGAUUUCGAUCUUCGGCGACGGGAGUACUUGGCCAAGAAAGGCGUACGAGUUCCACCGAGCAUGGAAGCCAGUGCGACCGAUGUAUCAAAGUCAAUGCCGAACACACCGAUGUCGAACCCGCCGGCGUCAAACCUACCCAAGCAGGCCGAACAACCGAAGCCACCACCUGUGGAUCUGAUCGACUUUUUUGAUUCAAUUGAGCAGAACCAGCAGCCAAUGGGGCAACAGAACUCAAUGCAGUACCAGCAAACAGGGUUCCAACAGCAGUCGCAGCAACCAUUCUAUCCCCAACAGACUGGCUUCCAGCAGCAGCCUCAGGCGAUCCAGCAGCAACCCCAGGCGACUCAACAGCAGCCCUUAGCAACUGGAUAUGGCCAGCCAGCCCAAUAUGGAGCGCCUUAUCAAGCACAGGGCCCAAACAAUCCAUUCGGGCAGCAGCAGCAGCAGCAGCAACAACCACAACAACAACAGCCGCUUCAAGCUAUGCCCACUGGCGCUGGAUUUGGAGGGUACUCCUCCCAGCCCCAAUCGUAUGGCUUUCAGUCGCAAUUGGCUCCUAUUCCGCAGGAAGGCAUUGCCGCCUUCCCUCAACAACAACAGCAAGCACCUCAGCCCUUGCAGCCCCAGCACACCAAUCCAUUCCGCCAGUCAAUGAUGCUCAACACUCCCACGGGCGCUCAGCCACCCGCCGCUCCUCUAUCGCGACAGAACACGAACCCAUUCGCGAGACGACUAUCCACAGCAAACACGCAAUAUAAUCCCUCAAACGAGCAAUUUCAGCCUGCGCAACCCCCGCAAGUGCCGCUUCCUCAGCCACCACAAGCGCAGCCAAUCCAGCCUCAGCGAACGGGAACCAACCCUUUUGCGCGGGCCUCUCCUGCUCCGCAGCAAGGUCUGCAACCCCCAGCAGCUGCUCCCUUGCAGCCUAACCCAACUGGCAGUACCAACCCUUUCCGACAGAGCCAGUUUAUCAAUCAGCAGACCGGACAAGGUUGGCAAAACAGUGGGCAGAGUGGUACAAUGGGUGGAUUAGAACAGCUGAACACGAUGCCGAUCUUCCCGCGCCCCGGCAUGACCUAA
This is a messenger RNA of Penicillium samsonianum, 1869 nucleotides long. RefSeq names its product ENTH domain protein. The transcript has 5 exons. The coding region runs from base 1 to 1869 and encodes 622 amino acids. Gene Ontology annotation, biological process: clathrin-dependent endocytosis; vesicle budding from membrane; clathrin coat assembly. Gene Ontology annotation, molecular function: SNARE binding; 1-phosphatidylinositol binding; phosphatidylinositol-4,5-bisphosphate binding. The record is from RefSeq and is a predicted model, not a curated record. Gene Ontology annotation, cellular component: clathrin-coated pit; clathrin-coated vesicle. Lineage: Eukaryota; Fungi; Ascomycota; Eurotiomycetes; Eurotiales; Aspergillaceae.